UAAAAAACAAAACCACAUUAACAGAGUAUUCACACCUUUCAAGCGGAGGGAGGGGUAAAAACAUAUAUUAACAAAAUAGAAGAAUUGAAAAUUCGGCCAUGGACAACAUCCUCUCGCGAUUUUUUCACAUCUACAACAGCUGGCUCGAUGGCUUCAAAGGGGAAAUCUACAAGGAAUGGAUGUCGGAGCACCUCGAGGUUCCCGUGUUUGUUACCAUCCUCUAUCUUGUGAUCGUCCUCUAUGUCCCUGAGCACGUGAUGAAACACCGUAGGCCGUUUAACCUGAUUCACCUCAACCGCGCCUGGAAUCUCCUGCUGACGGUGUACUCCGUAAUGGGGGUUUACUACACGGGGAUUCGUUUAUUCGAAAUGUUUUACAGCGCCGCCGCCUCGCACUCACCCAUGCGCGCGGAUACGGUAUUGGGAACAGCAAAGCAAAUCUCCGAGGCUUGGUACCCCGUCGUGUGUGUGUGGAACGAGGAUAAAUUCUUCAACGGCCCGGUUGGCUUUUUCGUCCUGUCGUUUAUCCUCAGCAAGCUGUUUGAGACGAUUGACACUGUCUUUUUAGUUGCGCAAAAGAAGUCCUUCAUCUUCUUGCACUGGUAUCACCACGUCACCGUGAUGCUCUACGGCUGGCAUGCCUACACUAACAAGAUCAGCAGCGGGCUCGUCUUCGCGGUGAUGAACUACGCCGUGCACAGCGUGAUGUACUUUUACUACUUUCUCUGCGCAUGCGGACUCCGCCGCUAUAUUCGCCCCAUCGCGCCGCUAAUCACCUUUCUUCAGAUCCUCCAGAUGGUGCUAGGCGUCAUCAUCGAGCUCGCUACGUACUACCUUUCCACCUACUCUGCGAGAGGGUGUGAUGUGAGUCGGCAGAAUAGCCGUCUAGGACUGGUGAUGUAUCUUUCCUACCUCGCCCUCUUUGUGAAGCUGUUUUACGAAAACUACCUCUGCAGGGCGAAGGAUCCCGUGAAGGACCCAACGACAAAUGGGAGCCCACGAGUCCCACGGAAGAACGGGCACUUGUCGAUCCCCUCAAAUGGAAAGAUAAAGGGAGGAGUGGCAAACAAGAAAAAUGCGUGA
Messenger RNA from Phytomonas sp. EM1, 1082 nucleotides. Lineage: Eukaryota; Euglenozoa; Kinetoplastea; Trypanosomatida; Trypanosomatidae. The record is from the annotation of a GenBank genome assembly.